AUGGGAAGAAACUGGUCAGAGACAGUCGUUUCAGAGAACGAAGUUUGCCUGGGUCCUGCCCACUCGCGCUCCCGCUGGACGCAACUGAAACUUGUGAGGGAGACACGUCUCCCCGGAGACCGAAACUUGCACGGAGGGGGGGGGAGUGAGGACGGCGGGCAGAGGGUUCCGCCUCCCCGGGGGGCUGCACGCCGCGCUGGGCCCUUCCCGGCCCCCGGCCCGCGCCCGCCCGCCCCGCCAAUCGCACCGCAGACCCCCGAGGCGCGCGGCACGGCGCGCGGGCUCCCGGUGAGCCCGUUCGGUCCAGGCCGCACCGCCGCCGCGUGCCCGCUGCCCGGGGCCGGGAAUGGCGGCGUCCGGCUGCCCGGGGCCAAUUCCGUCCCUGCCCCCUCACCCUCGACCCCGCCAGCCCUUCUAGCAGCGACGCGGGAGAAAAGGAAGUUACCUCAGGGCGGUCCCGGCGGCGGUCAGUCGUGGGAGGCCGAGCGGGUCCAGCGCGGUGGCGGUGGCUACCGCAGUGCCCUCCGCCCCAUUGUUUCCCUUCCAGGAGGCUCCCGGCAAAGCCGAGCCCGGGAACCAGGAAGUUCCCUGGCGCGACACCUCCUGCCGCCGCCGCUAUGGAAACGGCCCCCGCCUUCCCCAGGGCGGCUCGCCCGGGACCCCGCCUCCACGCCGCCGGCCCCGCCCGCCUCACCGGCCGCCAACAGUCGCCGAUGCGGCCGCGGCAGCCGCCGCCAUCUUGGCGCGGCCAAGCUGCCCCUGCCUUCCCGGCGACACGUGCGCUGCUCCCACGCUCCCGCCGGGCGCGCUCCCGCCGCCGGGCUUCACGCCGAGGCCGAGCCCCCAACCCCUCUGCAGGAUGCGGGUUCUGCGGACCGGGCAGCGCGCCGGGAUUGCUACAGAGCUACCGAUGGCAGUGGACCAGUGCGGUGUCGGACACCUGGGAGCGGCCCACCGAGCAGGGGCACCUUUUGCAUCUGGAGCCCAACUGCUUCCCAGCCUUGA
This is a messenger RNA of Chionomys nivalis (European snow vole), 1005 nucleotides long. RefSeq lists its product as uncharacterized. Bases 1 to 1005 code for a protein of 334 amino acids. Lineage: Eukaryota; Metazoa; Chordata; Mammalia; Rodentia; Cricetidae. The transcript has 2 exons. The record is from RefSeq and is a predicted model, not a curated record.